Messenger RNA from Mercurialis annua (annual mercury), 638 nucleotides. RefSeq names its product 40S ribosomal protein S26-2-like. Gene Ontology annotation, molecular function: structural constituent of ribosome; mRNA binding. NCBI's taxonomy places the organism in Eukaryota, Viridiplantae, Streptophyta, Magnoliopsida, Malpighiales, Euphorbiaceae. Gene Ontology annotation, biological process: translation. Gene Ontology annotation, cellular component: cytosolic small ribosomal subunit; ribosome. The transcript has 5 exons. The coding region runs from base 114 to 500 and encodes 128 amino acids. The record is from RefSeq and is a predicted model, not a curated record.
UAUAAAAUUCUUCCAAACUAUAUAAAGGGAUGUUUUGCUUUCCCGUCCAAAAACCCUAGUAGCACCAAACUGCCGUCGAGCUAGUUCGCUUCCCAUCGCUUACCUGCUUAACAAUGACAUUCAAGCGCAGAAACGGCGGCCGGAACAAGCACGGACGUGGUCACGUGAAGUUUAUCCGAUGCUCUAACUGCGGAAAAUGCUGCCCUAAGGACAAAGCUAUUAAGAGAUUUCUUGUGAGGAACAUUGUUGAACAAGCUGCUGUUAGAGAUGUUCAGGAUUCAUGUGUUUAUGAUGGAUAUGUUCUUCCAAAGCUGUAUGUGAAGAUGCAGUACUGUGUUUCAUGUGCAAUUCACUCUAGAGUUGUCAGGGUCCGCUCUCGCACUGAGCGCAGGAAGCGUGACCCUCCCCAGCGUUUCAUCAGGCGCAGGGAUGAUGCACCAAAGCCUGGUCAGCCUGGUCAAGCUCGCCCUGCUGUUCCUGGGGCUGCUCCUCGAGCUUAAUUUAAGUUUUUUUAAUGUGAUUUUGUGUUUUCAAGUUUGUAGUAAAAAUCAUCAAGGAUUUUAUCAUUGAUAUUUCACUGUUUAAGCUAGACCUUUCAAGAGAUACAUGUGCCUAAGAUGGGACUGGUUUUUGACCGA